GUGCCGCAUUCCGCGGCGCUCCACAACACAGUCGCCGUUCGGCUGCCACACACUAGACGUCAGACAGCGGGCCGCCCGACGCGCUGGAAUUCCACUCCGCCUGUCACCGGCCUCACGAUCUAGCUGGGUCCGUUGCCCACUGCCAGGCUGCGUCAGAGUGGAGACCGGGAGCGGGCAGCGUCGAGUGGCAGCUGAAGCCGAGAUGGGGGAGCUGGAGGUGGGCGCGUGGUUCUCGGGCCGCAGCGUGCUGGUGACGGGCGCCACGGGCUUCGUGGGCGGCGUGCUGCUCGAGAAGCUGCUCCGCGAGUGUCCCCGCCUCGCGGCCGCCCACCUGCUGGUGCGACCCGGCGCCCAGGAGACGGCCGAGCAGCGCGUCGCGCGACUCCUCGACUCCCCACUGUUCUCGCAGCUGGAGGGCGACGAGUGGCGGCAGCGCGUGUUCGCGGUGCCAGGGGACGUGUCGCGGCCGCAGCUGGGGCUGCAGCUGCCUGCGGAGGCGGCGGCCCGCCUGCUGGAGGAGGUGUCCGUCGUCUUCCACUGCGCGGCCUCCACCAGCCUGGCCGCCGGCCUGCGCCGCACAGUCACCGCCAACCUCGACUCCACACAGCACCUGCUCGACCUCUGCAAACGGAUGCCCAACCUACAGGUGUUGGUGCACAUGUCGACGGCGUUCUGCAACUGCGUGGUGCGCGACGCCGUGGCGGAGCGCGUCUACCCCACCAGCCUGCCGCCGGAGCGAGUGCUGGAGCUCGUCCACGGCCUCACGGACGCAGAGCUGGAGGCCGCCACGCCCAGCCUGGUCGGCGGCCAUCCCAGCGCGUACACCUUCAGCAAGCAGCUGGCUGAGAACCUGCUGGCCGAGCGCCGGCCGCCCGGACUCAGGCUCGUCAUCGUGCGGCCCUCCAUAGUAUGCGGGGCCGCGAGCGAGCCGGUGGCGGGCUGGAGCGGCGGCGCGGUGGGCGACGGCAGCAGCGCCGGCGCCUUCCUGGUGGGCGCCGCCCACGGCGUGUUCCGCGUCGCCGCCGCCGACCCCAGGCGCUUCGUCGACUUCGUGCCCUGCGACGUCGUCGCCGCGCUCGCCGUCGCUGCCGCUGCGCACGCGGAGGAGGGCGUGCAGGUGUACCACGCGACGUCCGGCGACCGGCGGCCGCUGCGCUGGGGCGAGUACGCGGCGCUGGUGCAGCGCGCCUGCAGGAGGGCGCCCAGCCGCCGGCUGGCGGCGCCGCCCACCACCUACUGCCGCGCCUGGCCGCCCACCGCCGCCCUCACCUUCCUCGUUACGCACCUGCUGCCCGCGCUGCUUCUGAACGCCCUGCGCUGCGACCGCGGGCUGCUGCAGGCGCAGCGGAAGUACUGGCGCGCCAUGUGGCGUGCGCGCUUCUUCUCGUGCCGGGACUGGCGUUUCCGGACUGGUGCCGCCGACAGACUGCGUGCGCGCAUGUCGCCGGCCGACCUCCGUCGAUAUGCUGUCGACGUCGACUCUGCCGGCGUCGACUGGGAACGACUCUUCAGCGACUCGGCGCUCGCCGUGCGCCGCUACGCGCUGCGGGAGGACCCCGCCACCAUACCAGCCGCAAGAGCGCGCAUGCGCAGGUUGGAGGUGACCUUCUGGUUGGUGGCACUGUGCAUUGCAUCAGUGCCGCUACUGCUGUGCACCGACAUUGUAGUAGGUGCCAUUUGCUCGGUGCUGGUCAUCACAUUCCUGCUCUGGCUGUGAGAUGAACCACAACCACUAGACAGUCAGCUCACCAGCAUCUGUCUCCUGCCUGGUACCUGCUUUCAUACCCACCGUUGCUACCAGCAUCGACAUGUCCAUGAAGUUUUGGUGAAAAUUGUCUGUCAGCUGAGACUUUGAUAAUUGUGAAGUGUACUCAUGACAAAAGUAAUGCUUGUAUUUUGCCCAUCUGUAUUGUAAUGUAUUCUUAAUGGCUCCAGUACAACCUGUUUUACAUCCUUAA
Messenger RNA from Schistocerca cancellata (South American locust), 1958 nucleotides. RefSeq names its product putative fatty acyl-CoA reductase CG5065. The coding region runs from base 203 to 1717 and encodes 504 amino acids. Gene Ontology annotation, molecular function: alcohol-forming very long-chain fatty acyl-CoA reductase (NADP+) activity. Gene Ontology annotation, cellular component: peroxisome. The transcript has 9 exons. The record is from RefSeq and is a predicted model, not a curated record. Gene Ontology annotation, biological process: long-chain fatty-acyl-CoA metabolic process. Lineage: Eukaryota; Metazoa; Arthropoda; Insecta; Orthoptera; Acrididae.